AUGGAAUUUAAUAUUAUCUAUCUAUCUAUCUAUCUAUCUAUCUAUCUAUCUAUCUAUCUAUCUAUCUAUCUCAGUCUGUCCAUUAUCUAUCUAUCUAUCUAUCUAUCUAUCUAUCUAUCUACGAUUCGCUACAUUUAUAUCUGGGCGGGUAAUGAAAUUGUUGCUUAUGUCUGCUUCCCGAGUAUUUCUGUGAUAUAUGGCCCAGAUGGCUUUGUCUCCUUUCUGGCUCCCACUUUCCCCCGUUUGUUGACUCAAACAAUAUCUAAUCAAAUGAUUAGCACCACCACAUCUAUGGCAAACGAUAUCGCUCUGUGCAUCAUUGGCAGAAAUUGUUCACUAUCUAUCUAUCUAUCUAUCUAUCUAUCUAUCUAUCUAUCUAUCUAUCUAUCUAUCUAUCUAAUCUUUAUCAUUAAUUCCAUACAGGUCAUUCUUCAUUCUCUUGAGAUCAUCAUUAAUUCUCUCCAGGUAAUCCUUAAUUAUAACAAGGUCAUUCUUCAUUCUCUUGAGAUCAUCCUUAAUCCUUUUCAGGGUAAAUUUAAUUCUAUACAGACCACCCUUCAUUCCUUUAAGAUCAACACUAAUUCCCUCCAGGUCAUCCUUAAUUCAAUAAAGGUGAUCCUUCAUUCUUUCCAGAUCAUCCCUAAGUCUCUCCAGGUCAUCCUUAAUGCAAUAAUGGUCAUCCUUUAUUCUCUUGAAAUCAUCCUUAAUUCACUCCAGGGCAUACUUAAUUCUAUCCAGGUCACCUUUCAUUCUCUUGAGAUCAUCCUUAAUUCUCACCAGUUCAUCCUUAAUUUUAUCCAGCUCAUCCUUCAUUUUCUAGAGAUCAUCCUUAAUUCGCUCCAGGUCAUCGUUCAUUCUAUAAAGUUCAUCCGUCAUUCUCUUGAGAUCAUCCUUAAUUCUCACCAGUUCAUCCUUAAUUUUAUGCAGCUCAUCCUUCAUUUUCUAGAGAUCAUCCUUAAUUCGCUCCAGGUCAUCGUUCAUUCUAUAAAGUUCAUCCGUCAUUCUCUUGAGAUCAUCCUUAAUUCUCACCAGUUCAUCCUUAAUUUUAUGCAGCUCAUCCUUCAUUUUCUAGAGAUCAUCCUUAAUUCGCUCCAGGUCAUCGUUCAUUCUAUAAAGUUCAUCCGUCAUUCUCUUGAGAUCAUCAUUAAUUCUCUGCAGGCCAUUCUUAAUUCUCUCAAGGUCACCUUAAUUCGCCCCAGGUCAUCUUUAAUUCUCUCGAGGUGA
This is a messenger RNA of Acanthosepion pharaonis, 1224 nucleotides long. NCBI's taxonomy places the organism in Eukaryota, Metazoa, Mollusca, Cephalopoda, Sepiida, Sepiidae. The record is from the annotation of a GenBank genome assembly.